Messenger RNA from Arachis duranensis, 429 nucleotides. RefSeq lists its product as uncharacterized. The coding region runs from base 1 to 429 and encodes 142 amino acids. NCBI's taxonomy places the organism in Eukaryota, Viridiplantae, Streptophyta, Magnoliopsida, Fabales, Fabaceae. The transcript has a single exon. The record is from RefSeq and is a predicted model, not a curated record.
AUGACCCCUAUAGAAACAUUCCCAUACCAAUUAGUAUAUGGGAAAUCCUGUUAUCUGCCAGUGAAACUGAAACACAAGGCCUAUUGGGCAACUAGAUUUCUCAACCUAGAUGCUAAAGUAGUUGGAGAAAAACGGCUACUCCACCCAAAUGAGUUAGACGAAUUCUGCUUAGCUGUGUUUGAAAAUGCAAAGAACUAUAAAGAAAAAGCAAAAAGGUGCCAUGACAGGAAGAUAGCUUCCAGAAUCUUUGAACCAGGCCAAAAGAUUCUGCUGUUCAACUCAAGACUCAGAUUAUUUUCAAGGAAGCACAAAUCCCAUUGGAAGGGACCCUAUGUGGUUACUAGUGUAUCACCAUAUGGGUACAUAGAACCUCAAGGUAAAGACCCAGACAACAGGUUUACUGUCAAGGGACACAAUGUUAAGCAUUAA